CGGGCAGCACUGGCUCGCUAUGGCCGUGGUGGGCUUCGACGUGGGCGCACAGAGCUGCUACAUCGCGGUGGCCCGCGCCGGCGGCAUCGAGACAGUCGCCAACGAGUUCAGCGACAGAUGCACUCCAUCGGUUGUAUCAUUUGGCUCAAAAAACAGAGCUAUUGGUGUCUCGGCUAAGAAUCAGCAAAUUACUCAUGCCAACAACACAGUAUGUAACUUUAAGAGAUUCCAUGGCCGUGCAUUUAAUGAUCCUUUUGUUCAGAAAGAGAGAGAGAAAUUGAGCUAUGAUCUGAUUCCCAUGAAAAACAGUGGAGUUGGAGUCAAGGUGAUAUACAUGGAUGAGGAGCACUUCUUUAGUGUGGAACAGAUAACAGCUAUGCUGUUGACCAAGUUGAAGGAGACUGCUGAGAAUAACCUGAAAAAGCCAGUAACCGACUGUGUUAUUUCUGUUCCAUCAUUUUUCACAGAUGCUGAAAGAAGGUCUGUACUGGAUGCUGCUCAGAUUGUUGGCUUAAACUGUUUGAGAUUAAUGAAUGACAUGACAGCAGUGGCUCUGAACUAUGGAAUUUAUAAACAAGACCUUCCAGCUCCAGAAGAGAAACCACGGAUAGUAGUGUUUGUGGACAUGGGACAUUCUGCAUUUCAAGUAUUGGCCUGUGCUUUUAACAAGAGUAAGCUAAAGGUGCUUGGCACAGCCUUUGACCCCUUCCUAGGUGGAAGAAACUUCGAUGAAAAGUUAGUGGACCACUUUUGUGCAGAAAUAAAAGCAAGGUACAAAUUGGAUCCAAAAUCCAGAAUCAGAGCACUUCUUCGUCUAUACCAGGAGUGUGAGAAACUGAAGAAGUUAAUGAGCUCCAACAGCACAGAUAUUCCCUUGAAUAUUGAAUGCUUUAUGAAUGACAAGGAUGUGUCUGGGAAACUGAACAGAUCACAGUUUGAAGAAUUAUGUGCUGACCUCCUUCAAAGGAUAGACGCGCCUCUCCUUUCCUUAAUGGAACAAACACAGCUUAAAGUGGAAGAUGUGACUUCUGUUGAGAUUGUGGGUGGAGCAACACGCAUUCCAGCUGUUAAAGAGAGGAUUGCAAAGUUCUUUGGGAAAGAUGUCAGCACAACAUUGAAUGCAGAUGAAGCAGUAGCAAGAGGCUGUGCUCUCCAGUGUGCAAUUCUUUCUCCAGCUUUCAAAGUGAGAGAAUUCUCUGUGACAGAUGCAGUCCCAUUUUCCAUAUCUUUGCUCUGGAACACAGAAGCAGAUGAUACUGAAGGGGUUCACGAAGUCUUCAGCAGAAAUCAUGCAGCACCUUUUUCUAAAGUCCUCACCUUCUAUAGAAGAGGUCCAUUUGAACUGGAAGCUUUCUAUUCUGAUCCUAAAGUUGUUCCAUAUCCUGAGUCAAAGAUUGGUAGAUACAUUAUCCAGAACAUCGCAGCUCAGAAAGAUGGAGAGAAGUCUAAAGUGAAAGUCAAGGUCCGUGUGAACACCCAUGGCAUUUUCAGUGUGUCUACUGCAUCCAUGAUAGAACAAGUUAAAGCUGAAGAGAAUGAGAAUCUCAAUGCUGAGGCUCAAGUAGAAUCUCAGAACCAGCAGCCUUCUGAAGAUGAUAACAAUAUCCAGCAAGACAACAGUGAAGCUGGAACACAGUCCCAGGUACAAACUGAUGAGCAACAAACAUCACAAUCUCCCCCUUCAUCAGAACCUCCCUCUGAAGAAAACAAAAACCCAGAAAGCAAGAAAACAAAUGAGAAGAAAAGUGAUCAACCACCAGAAGCUAAAAAACCCAAGAUAAAGAUGAAGAAUGUGGAGCUGCCUAUUGAAGCUAACUUGGUCUGGCAGUUAGGGAAAGACCUACUCAAUAUGUAUAUUGAAACAGAAGGCAGGAUGAUUAUGCAAGACAAGCUGGAGAAAGAAAGAAAUGAUGCUAAGAAUGCUGUAGAGGAGUAUGUGUAUGAGUUCAGGGACAAGCUGUCUGGACCAUAUGAAAAGUUUGUCUGUGAGCAUGAUCUUGAAAGAUUCUCAGCACUCCUUACAGAGACAGAAAACUGGUUGUAUGAGGAGGGAGAAGACCAAACUAAACAGGUGUACCUAGACAAAUUGGAUGAUUUAAAGAAACUAGGUACCCCAAUUGAAGCGCGGUAUCAAGAAGCUGAAGAACGUCCAAGGAUAUUGGAAGAACUGGGGUGCAAGCUUCAGAAUUAUACCAUAAUAGCAGCAGAAUACAGAAAUAAGGAUGAGAAGUUCAGCCACAUCGAUGAAACAGAAAUAAUGAAAGUAGAGAAGUGUGCUGGUGAAGUGCUGGAGUGGAUGAAUAAUGUUGUGAAUGCACAGGCUAAAAAGAGCCUUGAUCAGGAUCCAGUUGUACAUUCAAGUGAAAUCAAAGCAAAGCUAAAGGAGUUAACCAAUAUAUGUGAGCCUAUUGUGACACAGCCAAAACCAAAAGUUGACUCUCCUAAGGAAGAAAAUCCAUUGAAUGGACCUGGUGACUUUAAAACUGAAGAGCUGGAAGAAGAUAAAAAUGCUGAAAUACCUCAGCAGAACGGUGAAUGCCAUCCUAGUGACCAGACCACCACUAGCAUGGACUUGGACUAGACCAUGCAUUGCACUGAACAAUUUCAUCUCAUGAAAGAAAAUAUUUUUUUUCAGUAGUUGGGGAUGUGAGAGGAAAACAUGCAGUCUUGAGAACUAUUUAUAUUUUUUUCUUUAAAUUGUCUGGACUUCGUUGUAUUAUGGAGGUGGGGAACAAGAGCUGUCAUCAUGAUUAUCCUAAAAGGAAAAUUGUCUUGGUAACUUUCAGAUUCCUGUGGAAUUGUGAAUUCAUACAAAGCUUCUGUGCAGUAUUUAGCCAUUUGCAUCACUAAGGAUGAAAUCUUGCUAUGAAAUGUCCUGUUCUUUUUCAGAAGAUUGGAACUAAAACCUUGUGUAGAUGCUUGUAGAUGCCAAGGUAGUUUUCUUUCAUCUUGACGUCUAAUUUGGCAUGUCUGUAAGAAGCCAGUGUCUCUUCCAUUCAUAAAGGCUUUUCAAAAUAUUUUUUAUUUUAUUCUUUCUUUUUCAAAGUCUGAAAUGUUUGCUAGAUAUUGAGAUGGUGAAACAUGGUAAGUAGCAUGCACAAAUGCUUUGCUUCUGUCUCUUGCUGAAAAGAACAUUUUCAUGUGGAGAAAAUAAAAUGAAAGAAAUGUUGAUUCUGUCAUUGUGAAGCCUUUUAAUGAGCUUUAAAAUAAAGUUCAUCUAAAUGGUA
Molecule: messenger RNA, 3227 nt
Organism: Gavialis gangeticus (Gharial)
Lineage: Eukaryota; Metazoa; Chordata; Crocodylia; Gavialidae
Gene: HSPH1
Product: heat shock protein family H (Hsp110) member 1
Exons: 18
Coding region: 20-2581 (853 amino acids)
Biological process (GO): protein folding
Cellular component (GO): nucleus; cytosol
Molecular function (GO): ATP binding; ATP-dependent protein folding chaperone
Source: RefSeq, a predicted model, not a curated record